AUGAGGCCUGCCCGCAUCGGGCACAACACGCUGCGCGACUGCCGAAGGGCAAGGCCUGCCGAAGGACUGCCAAAGCCUGGCAUCGGCGUCGACGGCGCCAAGGCGAUCGCCGAGGCGCUUCAGGGCAACGAGGUGCUGAAAAAACUCAACCUCGACGGCCAUGAGCUCGACCUGCCGAAGCUGCGCGGCACCGACCCGGUCGAGUCCCUCGACCUCUCGAGCUGGAGCCUCGGACCCGCUUCGGCCAUCGUGAUCGCGUCGUUGAUUGCGGGCAACGGGGUGCUGAAAAGGCUCCAUCUCGGUCGUAACUACAUCGGCGACGAGGGCGCGAAGGCGAUCGGCGGCGCUCUCGCAGUCAACGGGGUGCUGAAAAACAUCAACCUCAGCUACAACAAUUUGGGCGAUGAGGGAAGGAAAGCGAUUCACGAUGCGGUGAGCGGGCGGGAAGGGUUCGAGCUCGAGAUGGUGCUGACGAGCAUCGAGAUCGACCUCCGCGGCAACAAAUUCGGCGAUGAGGGGAAGAAAGCGAUUCAGGAUGCGGUGAGCGGGCGGGAAGGGUUCAAGCUCGAGAUGUGA
Messenger RNA from Emiliania huxleyi CCMP1516, 576 nucleotides. RefSeq lists its product as hypothetical. Bases 1 to 576 code for a protein of 191 amino acids. Gene Ontology annotation, molecular function: small GTPase binding; GTPase activator activity. The transcript is spliced from 4 exons. Gene Ontology annotation, biological process: activation of GTPase activity; nucleocytoplasmic transport. Gene Ontology annotation, cellular component: cytosol; perinuclear region of cytoplasm; nucleus. The record is from RefSeq and is a predicted model, not a curated record. NCBI's taxonomy places the organism in Eukaryota, Haptophyta, Isochrysidales, Noelaerhabdaceae.